AUGCCUGACCACUUUCCCAUGGAGGAGAACCUGCAAAAGGUCAUGUCAGCCACAGAGGGUGCCAUCAUAGUAACCCCUCACGAGUCACGACGAGAUUCACUACCCGAUUCGCUUUCCGACUCACACUCGGAUUCAUCGGAUCAAGACUCGGAGGUGACACAUGAACCAAUCCAGGAACGAUAUGAUAACCCAUCAUACUCUCGUUUUCGACGGGUGGCUUCAAAAACAGUCGUUUCCUUCGGGCCAAACGAUCCAGAAAACCCAGUGAACUGGAAGAAGACAAGAAAAUUUCUAGUCCUUCUCGCCGGUGUUAUGCAGGUCAUGAACAGUACCAUCGGCUCGUCUAUCUGCAGUAAUGCUAUCCCGCAAAUCGCUGAAGAGUUUAACAUUACCAAUCAGCAGAUGCUGGUUCUACCCAUCUCUAUAUUCCUGAUCGGCUACAUUUUAGGCCCACUGGUAUGGGGCCCUAGCUCCGAAUAUUUUGGGCGCCGACGUCCUUUACUCGUCGCCUUCAUCGGAUUCAUGAUCUUUACACUAGCCUGCGCUGUGGCUAAUUCUUAUGCCUCGCUGUUGAUAUUCCGACUCUUUAAUGGCAUGAUGGCAUCUUCUCCAAUCGCUACCACCGGAGGCUUGUUUGCUGACGUUCACGACGACCCAACCUUGCGAGGUCGCCUUAUGGCGUACUAUAUGGCUUGUACUACCUUUGGUCCGAUUAUGGGUCCCUGGAUUUCCGGAUUUGUUGCCGUCGUUAGUUGGCGGUGGUGCUUCUGGAUUGGGCUCAUUUGUUCCGGUGCAACUUUGCCCUUGGUCAUCUUCAUGCCUGAAACAUAUGGCCCCGUCAUUCUGACACACCGGGCUAAGAAGUUACGGAAGGAAACCGGAAAUUCCAACAUUGUGUCGCCCUUGGAGCUUGAGAGCCGCGACCUUCGCAGAAUGUUCAUCAUUACCAUCUCUCGGCCCUUCCGAAUGAUCUUCCACGAGUCAAUUGUCUCCCUGACAUCGUUGUACCUGGCGCUGGCAUAUGCAAUCUUCUACCUGUACUUUGAGGCAUAUCCAAUUAUUUUUCAAGAUCUCUAUGGUAUGAGUGCCGGAGUUUCAGGACUUAUGUUCCUGCCUAUUGGUGUUGGUGCACUCUUGGCUUGUGUGGUCUUCAUCUGGUAUGAUGGAUUCCUUGCUCGAGCUAAAGCUCGCGAAGCAAAGUGGGCGAAUAUUGAAGAAUAUCGACGACUUCCACUUGCUUGCAUUGGAGGUCCCCUGUAUGUCAUCUCACUCUUCUGGGUGGGUUGGACAGCGUCUCCUAAUAUCCAUUGGGUCGUGCCCUUCCUCUCAGGUAUCCCAUUCGGAAUGGGGUACUUGCUGAUCUUUAUGGCAAUGCUGAAUUACCUCACCGACGCUUAUGAGACGUUAUCAGCGAGUGCUCAGUCUGCAGCCAGCUGCACACGAAGUAUCCUGGGUGCAGUUCUCCCUCUUGCUACUAGGCCCAUGUUCAACAAGUUGGGUAUCCACUGGGCGUGUAGCCUAAUCGCAUUCCUCAGCCUUGGAGUUUCUAUCAUUCCUUUUGCUUUCAUUCGCUACGGCGACCGCAUCAGAAGCAACAGCAAAUUCUGCCAAGAACUGAAGAGAAUCAAGGAAUUGGAGCGCCUCGAAAUUGAGAGAGAGGAGCGUCUACAAAAGGAUUCCAACAAUUUGGAGAUCAUUCCAUCAGCCAACACUGGCCAAAUUUCUCGAAUCGACACGGCGCGCAGUCAUGCGGACAAAGCAUCUAUCAUCUGCUAA
This is a messenger RNA of Penicillium cataractarum, 1776 nucleotides long. RefSeq names its product MFS transporter. NCBI's taxonomy places the organism in Eukaryota, Fungi, Ascomycota, Eurotiomycetes, Eurotiales, Aspergillaceae. The record is from RefSeq and is a predicted model, not a curated record. The coding region runs from base 1 to 1776 and encodes 591 amino acids. Gene Ontology annotation, molecular function: transmembrane transporter activity. The transcript has 6 exons. Gene Ontology annotation, biological process: transmembrane transport.